AUGUGUUUUAAGUUUAAAGUAGCCCGUAUCAGCAGUGGCGUUAUGGGCAGCUGCCUUUUCAACGCGUGUUUUGCUGUGUGCCCGGUGCAAAUGUUUCUCCAUUUUAACAAGUUUAAAACUUUUCUGUUUUGGAUAUUAACAACAAUUCCGAGCUCUGAUAAACUCUCACUUCAUGUUAUCUCACCCAAGCUGUUGAAUUUAACAAAAAACACUGCAAUAGUAUUUAUUAAAACACUUAAAACGCAGACGAAAAUAACCAACAGCGAGAAUGAAAUGAAUGUUGAAGUUGAUCUUGUCGACUUUAAAUGGAAUUUAUGGAGUUUUGCUAUUUUUAGACAGCAACGUCGCGAUGGUCGGAGAACAUUUGUUUGUAAUUGUUAUGAUGUGAACGCGUGCGAUGAUGCGUUGGUAGUUUUCCGGAAUGAUUCAUCGGCUAAUGAUUUUGUGCCUUAA
Molecule: messenger RNA, 453 nt
Organism: Clunio marinus
Lineage: Eukaryota; Metazoa; Arthropoda; Insecta; Diptera; Chironomidae
Source: the annotation of a GenBank genome assembly